ACGAACGUCGUCGUCGUCGUCGUCGUCGCACAGUCGGGCCGGUCCACACACACACACAGCACAGCCAUUCACCGUCCGUUGCGCACACACCGCGGUAGUGGCUACAGCAGUACGAUCCGUCUGUCCGACCGGUGUUUUAUUUUUGUUCUUGAGUCGCGCGUUUAAGAUGACGUCGGUAAUAAUCCGUUGCCGGUAAACCGCGAGUUAUUGCAAAAAAUAUAUAUUAUCUAUCGAGAAUUGUUUUGAAUUUAGCAAAAAAAAAAAAAAUAUUAAACCUAACCGUUCGCGACCGAAAGCGAUGAUAAUGGGCACGGCCAACCAGGAACAGCAUCCGGCCAGCGCGAUCAAAAAGCCCACGGACUUUUCGAUCGACGCCAUCAUGCGCAAGGACGAAGCGGCCGCCGAUCCGCGGCAAAACAUGUUCGACGGCGAAGGUUCCACCGGCGGCGGCGCCGAAGAACUGGACGUGGACGUGGACGUGGUGGACACGUCGGAACCCGAAGACUUGGCCACCGCGUCCGCCGGUAACCGCGGCGGCGGCGGUGGCGGCGGUUACCAUCACGGCCACAAUAAUCACAAUCACCAUCAUCGUUCCUCCAAGCAGCAGCAGCAGCAAAACGGCCACGGCAAGAAAAAACGGACCAGGUGCUCCGAAACGACGGUGAGCGUGUCGUCCGAGGACGGCGGCGACCGGACGCCGCCUCCGCCGUCGUCCGCGGCGCACCGGCAGAGCCCGGACGGCCCGUCGGCCAAAAGCGUGUCGGCCAUGCUGGCCAAAUGCAACAGCCCCGACUUGGCGUCCACCGAAUGCUACCUGGAGUCGGUGUCCAAGGAACUGUGGUCGAAAUUCCACGAACUCGGCACCGAGAUGAUCAUCACCAAAACCGGAAGGCGGAUGUUCCCGACGUUGCGGGUGUGCUUCCGGAAAUUGGAUCCCAACCAAAAGUACUCGGUGCUCAUCGACAUCGUGCCGGUCGACAACAAACGGUACCGGUACGCUUAUCACAAGUCCUCGUGGCUGGUGGCCGGCAAAGCCGAUCCUCCCGCCCCGCACCGGCUGUACACGCAUCCCGACUCGCCGUUCACCGGAGACCAGCUACACAAGACGUUCGUGUCGUUCGAAAAAGUCAAACUCACCAACAACGAGAUGGACAUCAGCGGACAAAUCAUACUCAACUCGAUGCACCGGUACCAGCCCAGGAUACAUUUGGUCAAGUGGCGUGGAAUGGUGACCGACCUGGAGACGGAGAAGUACCGGUCUUUCGUGUUCCCAGAAACCGUGUUCACGGCCGUCACGGCUUAUCAGAAUCAACUGAUAACGAAAUUGAAAAUCGACAGCAAUCCGUUCGCCAAAGGAUUCCGCGACUCUUCUCGGCUCGGCGAACUGGAAAGAGAUCCCGUCGAUUUGAUGUUCCUGGAACACCAGUACAACCAGCACAUGUUGAACCGCGCGGCCACGCCCAUGUUCUGGCCACAGGACAACGGCGGCCACCCGGGACAGCCGAUGGACCACGACGGCAACGGCAACGGAUCGUCCACAUCGGGAUUCAUGUUGGCCGCCGCGGCCGCGGCCCGCGCCCAGUUUCACAUGCUGAACAACGCGGCCAACCGAGCGGCGGCCGUGGCGGCUGCGGCCGCGGCGUCCGGCGGCGGAUGCGACAACGGUCAUUACUCGCAACAACAGCAACAACAACAGCAACAGCAACAACAACAACAUCAGCAGCAACAACAACAGCAACAACAACAACAGGCCGCCGCCGCCGCAGCGGCCGCCGGAAUGCACUCGCCGCUCAUAUUGUACGGCGGCUCGCAACACUUUCAGCAGACGCACGCUCGGUUCGCGGCGGCCGCGGCCGCAGCAGCCGCCGCCGCCGGUUACCCGGGCGCUCCGGUUCCGCCGCCGCCGUCGUCCGUGUUCUCGUGGCCGCCGCCGCAGUAUCCCAGAUACGUGACCACGUCCGCCGCGUUCCAACCGCCUCCUCAGCCGUCGUCCGCCGCCGCAAUGCACCUGCACCAGCAGCACGUCGUCAUGCACCCUCAGACGACGACGGCGGCGGCGGCCGCCACGGCCACCCUGGGCCGGUACAGCCCGCCGUCGGCCCUACAUUCGCCGGGCGGUACCAGUUCCUCGGCCGAAUCGCUGCCGUCGCCCGACAUGGACGGCCGCUCGGCCACCAAGUACAGCAAGCGACACCUGCCGGACGACGCGUAA
Messenger RNA from Adelges cooleyi (spruce gall adelgid), 2212 nucleotides. RefSeq names its product T-box protein H15-like. Lineage: Eukaryota; Metazoa; Arthropoda; Insecta; Hemiptera; Adelgidae. Bases 299 to 2212 code for a protein of 637 amino acids. Gene Ontology annotation, molecular function: RNA polymerase II cis-regulatory region sequence-specific DNA binding; DNA-binding transcription factor activity, RNA polymerase II-specific. Gene Ontology annotation, cellular component: nucleus. The transcript has 6 exons. The record is from RefSeq and is a predicted model, not a curated record. Gene Ontology annotation, biological process: cell fate specification; positive regulation of DNA-templated transcription; regulation of transcription by RNA polymerase II.